Messenger RNA from Adineta steineri, 224 nucleotides. The record is from the annotation of a GenBank genome assembly. NCBI's taxonomy places the organism in Eukaryota, Metazoa, Rotifera, Eurotatoria, Adinetida, Adinetidae.
CAUCAACAUCAAAUUCAACCAAUCGAUCACCAUCUCAACAACAACAACCACCAACAAAUGAACAAGAAAAAUUUGCUUGUAUUCUACUAAAACUACCCGAUGUACGUUUGAUUGGAAAUGAUUUAAAGAAAUUUUUACAAUUAAUUGAUCGUAAACAUAACGGAAAACUUCUUGACGGUUGUUUACUUGGCGAAAUGCUCAAUGGUUUACAAUCGAAUAAUUAA